Messenger RNA from Anolis sagrei ordinatus, 856 nucleotides. The record is from RefSeq and is a predicted model, not a curated record. NCBI's taxonomy places the organism in Eukaryota, Metazoa, Chordata, Lepidosauria, Squamata, Anolidae.
AUGCACGACAGACGGGGUGCAGAGAUCCCUCCCGAAUAUAGAGACUUUGAGGACGUGUUUGAUGAAAAGGAAGCGGAUCAGCUUCCUCCCCCAAGACGGGUCGAGGUGAAAAUUGAGCUCUAUAAAGAUGCUAAGCUGCCAAGGACAUUUUUCUCCGUGUGUAUAAAAAGCCUUGAAGGAGUUAGACAGGAAAGAGCACUGGAGAGAGAGAGAGAGAGAGAGAGAGAGAGAGAGAAUAACUGACUGGAGCCAACUGCAAAGAUGUCAAAGAAUUUCCUCUGCUUCCUCCGCUACUUUGUGCUCCUACUAGGCUUCCUAAUUAUUUGCUUAGGAGCCUUUUGCAUCUCUACAGGUGCCCCUGCCUGCAAGUGCAAUAACAUGCCUAUUGCGUACUUUCUGUUGCCCCUGGGGUUCUUCCUUCUCAUCUGUGGGAUUUUCUGGAGCACUUAUCACGAGGCCAGUAAGCACAAAAGCCUAUUUCACAGCAUUUUGCCUGGACAUCCUAGAAUUCGGGAGAGCCACAUCAAUACAGUAGACAGGCCUGACUUCUACCCUCCAUCUUAUGAGGACAGCACUGAUCCUGAAAAACAGACAUAUCCACUGCCAAUCAACCCACUGGAAAGAGAAAAGGAGCCUUACAAUAUACCUCCCCCUCUGUACACAGAGAGCAGCCUUGAAUUUAUUGAAGAAGUGAGUGUGCAGGACGAACAGCCGCCUUCGUAUGAAGCAUCCCAGAGGCAUCAAGCUGCUGAGCCUGAUUCGACUGAGGAAGAGAUUCCUAAUGCACCUGGGUCAGAGACCAGCUGCUAAUGAGGGCUUGAGGAGGACAUGAAAUAAUGUCUGUUGUUCUGGCGAA